CUUAAUAAAAAAUUGAGCUAUUAUUUUACUAAACUAAGAAUAAAUAUACAAUGAAAUAUUUUGCAUGAACCUUGUAUUUAAUUUAAUUUAAGUUCAGCUGUUAUCAAAGACUUUACUAAGCUCAGUUCGUUUUUUGUUUAAAUCUUUGUAUGAUUGAACAAUAUUUUAUUUUUUAACAGUUAGUUUUAUUAUAUUGUUGCCUAUUUUGCUAUUAUGCUGGCAUUGUAAUUGAUGAAGUUGAAUAUUACUCAUAUUUAUUUUUAUUGGUUAACAACACUCCUUUUAAGUGUUUCAAAAUAUGAUUCCUCUGAUUUAAAAUGCCUGUUUUUUUUUUAAAGUUGAAGGUACUGCACAUGCUAAUUAUCAUAAUCAAUUAUUACUCAUAAUGUCUUCAGCCAAACGACAUUAGGCUGACAAUGUAGACAGAGUCUAUAGUUACACGACAAACAGUGAAACGAGCGUCUGUCCUUGUCUGGGUGGGUUAUCAGCUGAUAACACGCUGCUGCUGCUGCCGCCACCAACUUUAAAUUACCGCGUUGCUCUUUUUGUGUGUGUGUGUGUGUGUGUGUGUGUGUGUCUAUUUUGUUUCCAGGAGAAACCACGCGGGAAUCCCUGAACCUGCCAACCGCCAAUCGCAGAGCAGAGGACGCGGCGCUUCCCGCUCCGCCGUCCGCCCGGGGAGAGUAUUUAGGGGCCGAUGCUCGUCCAGAAGGAGGAAGAGGAAACAACAGGUGCACCAGGCAUGACCGGCCCACACUCCUCUGACCGGCCCACAGGGAAGGACGUGGAUGCGUCUGAAGCGCGGAGGUCCAAAUGAAUGGGACAAUAUGAGGGAAAUGUUCAGCGAUCCGGAGGAGAGGAGGCAGUACACCUACAAGGGCCAAAACGACGGCUCUCACGUUGCCUACAAGCGCUUCAGGAGGCGGAUCCUGCGCAGGAGCGGCAGAGGGGCCCCCGCCGUCAGCAGCACACCUCUGACCACCAGGCGGCGCCGGGACACCAGCUUCGAGUUCGACACCGUGUGUCAGAGGCUGGAGCUGGAUUCUCCACCCAGACACCAUGAACCGACACAGAGGGUCCAACAGGCAAACGCUCCAGAGACAACUCUGGAGGGAGGCGUGUCCCACUGUGGGGCACCGAGCACGCCACCUGGCGCCACUGCCGGGGGACGACCUGCCACAGAAAAUCCCCCUGAACAGGGAUGGAUGUGGAGAGCUGCGGUUCAAGAACAUGUGCAUGCACAACAGACUGGUUCUGAUGAGAGGAGUCGUGGUUUGCAGCCAUUUGCCGUUCUGGACGAAGCUCCCGUGAGUCUGCAGGGAAAGUCAGUGAUGAAGUUGGCCGCGCCGUCCCUGCUGAACGAUUACUACACUAGUGUUCUGGACUGCAGUUGUAAUGGUUUGGUUGCAUUAGCCCUGGGCUCUUCUGUUUACCUCUGGAAUUCAGAAACUCGUGCCCUGGUGGGACACUUGGACCCUGGUCCUCAAACGGGACGGCCGCGCCACCGGUCCGUCUCGUCCCUGUGCUGGAGCAGGGACGGCACAGCUCUCUGCGUCGGCACCAGGCGAGGGGAGAUACAGCUGUGGGAUGUUGAAAAUGAGCAGAAUAUGAGUUGUCUACCAUCACACCUGUCCGUGGUCGGAGCACUUUCCUGGAAACAGCAGUUACUCAGCAGCGGCUCUGUGCUCGGACGUAUCCACCACCUUGACCCCCGGGCUCCUGCACCUCUGGUGGGUGCAGCCGUCCAGACGGGGGGGAUCUGCAGCCUCCAGUGGUCGCCGGGAGACGACUGGCUGGCCAGCGGCUCGGCAGACGGCCUCCUUCGCAUAUGGGACAGCGACAUCGCGGGGCUCACGAGGUCAAAACAGCCGGUGACGACGAUGAAACAGCCCAGCGCCGUGAAGGCGAUGGGAUGGUGUCCAUGGCAAGGAAAGACGAUCGCUACGGGCGGGGGAUGGAAAGAUGGCGUGCUGAGAAUCUGGGACACACAAUCGGGGACUUGUGUCACUUCUGCCAACACAAACUCACAGAUCUGUUCUCUGCGAUGGGCUGAAAAGAAGAGGUAUGUGGCCACAGGCCAUGGCCUCCCUCAUCACCAAGUCGUCUGCUGGACCUGGGAGUUUCCUUCCCUCAACCCAGUCGAUCGGCUCACAGUUCAUUCUCGUCGAGUCCUGCACUUGGCCCUAAACCACGACGGUUCUCAGAUUUUCUCCGCUGGAGUGGACCAACGGCUUCAUGUCUGGGACCGUUGAAUCAUCCGCAUCACAUCACAAACACGGACGGUGAACGUCCUUGGCAACUGGUCGGACCUGUUUUUGAAACUUGUCUUCACAGACAUGUGUUCGCUCACUUCCUUUGUAAAUCUCUCUGGUCGAUCGUGCCCGUUUCUGAACUAACCACAUUGUCACGACAGUUCAUCACCAAGUCAAAUGUGCGGUCACACUAAGAUAGCUCACACAGUGCAAUGUGAGGAGGGUUUUUUGUUUUGUGGCUCCUUCAGGGUGAAAUAGUCAAUUUAAAAAUCAUACUGAUGAGAAUAAUGAUUUCGGUCAUAUAGCCAUUUACUUGCCAAUGCUGAGAGGGCAUGCAAAACAAUCACCUACCAACCAACAGUUGAAUUACUAUUUAAGAAAAAAUUGCAAACAAAUGCAGUACGUCUAUAAAAGUCUAUAAAAAAAAGUGUUAUCAGGCAUGGUGUAAGAGCUCAAGGUUAAUUGUGUUGUGGCUGCCACUUGACGUGAAUGUGCUUGACUUGACAUUUCUUUGACGAUGACUUUAACUUCCCACGGAGAGCCGAGUGUUUGAGGAGUUAUUUAACAUUCGGGCAGUGACCGCUCCCACACUUAAAUUACACAUCAAUAAAACGAAAGCAGAGUCUUCUCCCGGGUGUGUUGAAAGAUGUCGCUCUGGCAUAUUUUUUUGUCAGAUUGGACUCGAGAGAACACUCUGUGCCUUUUGUGCAAGAGUGUGGAAGGCUACCUUUGAAGUCCCCCCCCCCCAUGUGAUGUGGCUUGGUGGUGGGUGACAUGUUCAGUGACACUGAGGUGCAGAGGAAAUAGUGCAAGAGGUGAAUGUUUAGACUCCUCUGUUUCUCAGACUUGCACCAAGCCGCUUGUCACCGAGACACAGACACAUGGUUAGAUGCAGCAGUCAUGAAACUUCUCAGCCCUGACCCCCAGGGCGGCAGAGACUUGUGGCCCCCCACUAUCCGUGGAGCUGGUGAAGGCGUACAAAUGACAUCGAUUUAAAGUAGUUUGAAAAAAGUAAUAAUAAUAAUCCCUUUCCUGUGUCUCCUGUGUUUCCUGUGGUGCUGUAAAUUGACCUGCUCACAACUGAUGCCGUCACUGAUCUGUCAUAAUCACCUCAGGGUUCACGUGAGGACGAAGAAAAAUCGGAAGACUCGGGACGCAUUUCUUAUAUUGCACGGUUUUGUCUCACACAAUAUUUUUGUCUGUCUUUUGUAACAAUUUAUGGCAAAUAUGAUGAAUGUAAUUGGAUUAGCAAAAAAAGUGAUGUUGGGUUUUUGUCGCGUUUGCACAAUUCUGUCAAUUCAAAUACUUUGCCAAGAAGAUCCCUAAUAAACACAAUCACACGACAA
Scophthalmus maximus (turbot) is the source of this 3598-nucleotide messenger RNA. RefSeq names its product cell division cycle protein 20 homolog B-like. Lineage: Eukaryota; Metazoa; Chordata; Actinopteri; Pleuronectiformes; Scophthalmidae. Gene Ontology annotation, biological process: positive regulation of anaphase-promoting complex-dependent catabolic process; anaphase-promoting complex-dependent catabolic process; positive regulation of ubiquitin protein ligase activity. Gene Ontology annotation, molecular function: protein binding; ubiquitin ligase activator activity; anaphase-promoting complex binding. Gene Ontology annotation, cellular component: anaphase-promoting complex. The record is from RefSeq and is a predicted model, not a curated record. The coding region runs from base 789 to 2252 and encodes 487 amino acids. The transcript has 12 exons.